AUAUAUAAGGUACGUGUUCAAGGUCAUAGAAAACAACAUAUCAUCCAUCACAACAAGGAACAUAUCAUCCAUCACAACAAGGUCAUGGCAACUGUCUUUUUAUGCUUGUCUAAUCAAUUUUCGUCCCCAAAACCUACUACUCCUAGAUUUUCACAAAGUAAGAACUUCAUGUACCAAACAUCUCUUGCAAAUCCCAAUCCUUGGCAAGUUAUUUGUGCGAUGAGUUCUCAAUUUACCCAAAUGACACAACACAAUGGUCGACGUUCAGCUAAUUACCAGCAAAGCCACUGGAAAUUUGAAUUUCUGCAGUGUUUGGGAAAUGACGUUAAGCAUGUACAAAUGGAAAAUCUGGAAGAGAGAGCAAGAAAGGUGGAGGAGGAGGUGCGACGCAUGAUCAAUGGAGCAGACACAGAAGCAUUAAGGUUACUGGAAUUGAUUGACGAAAUCCAACGGCUGGGAUUGACCUACAAGUUUGAGAAGGACAUAUUCAAAGCCCUAGAGAAGACUAUUUCGUUGGAUGAGAAUGAGAAACACAUAAGUGGGCUUCAUGCUACUGCUCUCAGCUUCCGUUUACUUAGACAACAUGGCUUCGAGGUUUCCCAAGAUGUGUUUAAGAGAUUUAAAGACAAGGAAGGAGGUUUCAUUAAUGAACUUAAAGGUGACAUGCAAGGAUUAUUGAGUCUAUAUGAAGCAUCUUAUCUUGGUUUCGAGGGAGAAACUCUUUUGGAUGAAGCAAGAGCAUAUUCAAUAACACAUCUAAAAAACAACCUAAAAGUAGGUGUAAACACCGAAGUGAAAGAACAAGUUAGUCAUGCACUCGAACUUCCUUAUCAUCGAGGACUGAAUAGACUAGAAGCACGAUGGUUCCUUGAAAAAUAUGAGCCAAAUGAAUCCCACCAUCAUAUACUACUCGAGCUUGCAAAGAUCGAUUUCAAUUUGGUGCAAGUAAUGUACCAAAAAGAGUUGCGAGAACUGUCAAGGUGGUGGAGUGAGAUGGGGCUGACAAGCAAGUUGAAGUUUGUCCGAGACAGAUUAAUGGAAGUCUAUUUUUGGGUGUUGGGAAUGGCACCUCGUCCUCAAUUUAGUGAAUGUCGUAAAGCUGUCACUAAAACGUUUGCAUUGAUCGGCAUUAUCGACGAUGUAUAUGACGUGUAUGGUACUUUAGACGAGCUACAACUCUUCACCGAUGCUAUUGAGAGAUGGGACGUGAAUGCCAUGAAUACACUUCCAGACUACAUGAAGUUGUGUUAUUUGGCCGUCUAUAACACCGUCAAUGACACAUGUUAUAGCACCCUGAAAGCAAAAGGGCAUAACAAUAUGUCCUAUUUGACAAAAUCUUGGUGUGAAUUGUGCAAAGCAUUCCUCCAAGAAGCAAAAUGGUCAAACAACAAAAUCGUUCCAACAUUCAGUAAGUACCUAGAAAAUGCAUCCGUUUCCUCCUCAGGUAUGGCUUUGCUUACUGCUUCAUACUUCUCCGUGUGCCAACAACAAGACAUCUCAAACCAACAAGCUCUUUGUUCUUUAACUAAUUUCCAAGGCCUUGUGCGUUCCUCAUCCAACAUUUUUAGACUCUGCAAUGAUCUAGCUACCUCAGCGGCUGAGCUAGAGACAGGUGAAACAGCAAAUUCAAUAACGUGCUAUAUGCAUGAGAAGGACACUUCUGAGGAGCAAGCACGUGAAGAGUUGACAAAUUUGAUCGAUGCGGAGUGGAAGAAGAUGAAUCGAGAGUUCGUUUCGAAUUCUACACUUCCAAAAGCUUUUAAGGAAAUAGCUAUUAACAUGGCUCGGGUUUCCCAUUGCAUGUAUCAAUACGAAGACGGACUUGGAAGGCCCGGCUACACCACAGAGAACAAAAUCAAGUUGCUGCUAAUAGAUCCUGUUCCCAUUAACUAACUAAUUAAUGUUACUAAACAGUAUAUAAGGUUGAUAGGUUAAAUUAUAUUGCAUAUAUCCGUAUAUAAUUAAGUGAAAUACAUGCCAUAUAUCAAGUUGCUAGGAGUAUGUGUUUCCUAUUUGUAUUGUAAGUUGGGUUGCGCAUACGGGUUUGAUAGGUUAAAUUAUAUUGCAUAUAUCUAAAAUAAGUUCGGCUGAGUAUGUGUUUGAUAAGGUUGAAUUGUAUAAAUGUAAACAAAUUGGGUCGAGUAGCGGUUUAACAAUCCCAAACUUGAUAUUCAAUUGGACCCAAUUAUAUAUAAUAUUAAAAAAUGAUUUACUGUAUUGUUCAA
Molecule: messenger RNA, 2225 nt
Organism: Glycine soja
Lineage: Eukaryota; Viridiplantae; Streptophyta; Magnoliopsida; Fabales; Fabaceae
Product: isoprene synthase, chloroplastic-like
Exons: 7
Coding region: 85-1893 (602 amino acids)
Biological process (GO): diterpenoid biosynthetic process
Molecular function (GO): magnesium ion binding; terpene synthase activity
Source: RefSeq, a predicted model, not a curated record